AUGUCGUCGGAUUCUGUUGCGUUGGUGAUGCCUCCAAACAAAGAGUGUGUAGAAGAAGAAGAGGUAUGGAGUGAAGAUUGUGAUGAAAUAGAUACUAGUAGAGUUGGGAAGGAGGCAACAGAAAAUUGUGAAGAUGGAGUUGAAGAACCGAAAGAGGGAAUGACAUUUGACACAUCGGAGGAAGCUUAUUCGUAUUACUCAAGAUAUACUAAAGAAAAAGGGUUUGCUGUGGCAAAAAGAUCAUCAAGAAAGGGAAAAGAUGGAAAGUUGAAGGAUGUAACUAUAGCAUGCAGUCAUGCUGGAAAGAUUGAGGCUGGGGGACCUGGUAAGCUUCCAUAUAUCCAGAAAAAUUGCCGAAAUCAUGUGGAUAAAGUACGACGUUCACUACUUAUGGAAGGAGAUGCUCAGGCGAUGCACAAUUAUUUCAUGAAGAUGAAAGCCGACAAUUCUAACUUCUUUUUUGCAAUGGAUUUGGAUGAUGAAGGUCGACUAAGGAAUGUAUUCUGGGCUGAUGCAAGGAGUAUGACAGCUUGUCAGGAGUUCGGUGAUAUUGUGACCUUUGACACAAGUUACUUGGUAAACAGACAUGACAUGCCUUUUGCUCCGUUUGUAGGCGUGAAUCAUCAUGGCCAGUCUGUUUUAUUGGGAUGUGGGCUUAUCUCUCACGAAGACACGGAGUCAUUUUCGAGGUUAUUUCAGACUUGGAAGACAAGCAUGUGGGGUUGUGCUCCGAAAGCAAUUAUUAUCGACCAAUGUAUGGCCAUGAAGAAUGCUAUAGAAGAUAUAUUCCCUAACACCAGACAUCGGGCAGUUUAUACUUCACUUACCAUAAAACAAUUUGAGGAUGCUUGGGACGUGUUCAUCAAGAAGUAUAAGCUUCAAAGUAACACAUGGUUAGAGGGGUUAUAUUUGGAGAGGAAACAGUGGGUGCCUGCUUAUUUGAACGAUGUGUUUUGGGCGGGGAUGUCAUCCACACAAAGAAGCAAGAAUAUAAAUGCAUAUUUUGAUGGCUACAUUCAUUCAAAGACGACCUUGAAACAAUUUGUAGGACAAUAUGAAAAUGCAUUGGGGAAUAAGGUGGAAAGUGAAAAUCAAGCAGAUGUGAAAAUUUGGAACACUUUCAUCCCGUUAACGACUGAAGAUGAGUUGGAGAAGCAAUUUCAAAGUGUUUAUACGCAUGCAAAGGUCAAGGAGUUCUAG
Rhododendron vialii is the source of this 1200-nucleotide messenger RNA. RefSeq names its product protein FAR-RED IMPAIRED RESPONSE 1-like. The transcript has 3 exons. Gene Ontology annotation, biological process: regulation of DNA-templated transcription. NCBI's taxonomy places the organism in Eukaryota, Viridiplantae, Streptophyta, Magnoliopsida, Ericales, Ericaceae. The record is from RefSeq and is a predicted model, not a curated record. The coding region runs from base 1 to 1200 and encodes 399 amino acids.